This is a messenger RNA of Alligator sinensis (Chinese alligator), 3637 nucleotides long. RefSeq names its product serpin family F member 2 (gene SERPINF2). Gene Ontology annotation, molecular function: serine-type endopeptidase inhibitor activity. Gene Ontology annotation, biological process: negative regulation of endopeptidase activity; negative regulation of fibrinolysis. NCBI's taxonomy places the organism in Eukaryota, Metazoa, Chordata, Crocodylia, Alligatoridae. The record is from RefSeq and is a predicted model, not a curated record. The transcript is spliced from 8 exons. The coding region runs from base 543 to 2153 and encodes 536 amino acids.
GGGGAGGCAGGUCGGUGCUGCCGUGCCAAAGGAGGCUGCAGAGGGGAGAUGGCCCAGGCAGGGGCAGGGGCAGGGCUGCCUGGGUUCCCUUUUCUCCCACCAUCGGAGAGCCCUGUUCCCUACCCCAGUGCAGUGCAGUGUACAUGGGGUUGAAGGAGGCUCCUCAUCUCUCCCUUUGCUCUGGGGGGCAGAUUUCAUUUGGGAGCAUUUGGAGGCUGUAGAUUCCCGUCCAGCCAGGCUGGGGUGAGAGGGGCUGGCAACAGGGGCCACGGGGAGACGGUCCAGCAGUGCCCCCCGGGCUCCAGUGCUGCCUCAGGGCCUGCUCCCCUUGCCUGCUGCUGCCGCCCAGGGUGGCCUUCCUAGCAGCUUGUCUGUAGCCCCCGCUUCUCCCCCUGGCUCCUGAGUUCGAUCCCCACCCCUGGGCUAAUCGCUUCCUGCUGUUUGCAGAAGGGAACCGGGCAGGCUCUGCUCGCAGUUGACAGGCGGUAGGGGGGCCUGGGAGUGCCUUCGCAUACCUCUGCUGCCUCUGGCAUCCUGGAAGGAUGGCGGUGCUGCUCUGGGGUCUGCUGCUGCUCUGCCUGUCUGCUCUGCACCACCGCCCAUGGUGCCCUUUGGCAUAUGCCCUGGAGAUGGAUUUUACCCCUUCACUUCACCAGGACAGCUCUCAGGGGCACGAAGCGACUGGAACCUCAGGGCAGGACCUGCAGCCCACUGUCACCAGCGUUACUUUGCCUGCAGCUGUGUCAACCCUGCCGAACGCUGUAGUGUCAGACUCUACCAGUGACACCUGGGAGGACAUUCAUGGACCCACAUUACCACCCACACCCACACCCACUACUACUACCACUACCACCACAGUGUGUAGAGACAAAUUCAUGAGCCCAGAGGGCGAGCCUGUGACUGGGACAGUGGGAAGUCACGAACAAGUGCUGGAAGGACAAGAAGUGGAUUCCUCUGAAGAGGAGGAAGAAAGAAACUGCAACAUAUCUCAGGAAAGGAUGAGGAAGCUAGCAGAUGGCUUGAUGAAAUUCACCGCUGAUCUCCUGCAAGAGGUCGAGCGGGAGAACAGCCAACCCAACAUGGUCCUCUCUCCCCUCAGCAUCACCCUGGCGCUGUCCCACCUGGCACUAGGAGCAGAAAACCAGACAGAGAAGCAUCUGCUGGAGGCAAUGCACCUGAAGUCAGUGCCCUGCCUCCACCACACACUAAGCAGCAUCCGCAGAGUGCUCACAGAGUCCCUGCUCAGCGUGGCUUCCCAGUUGUAUCUUCAGAAAGGACUUGAGGUUAAAGAGAAAUUUCUGGAGAACUCGGAGAGAUUCUAUGGAGCGAAGCCUGUGACCCUGUCUGGAAACAAGGAGGAUGAUCUCAUAGCCAUAAACAAAUGGGUACAGGAGGUGACAAAGGGGCAUAUCUCCUCCUUCCUGUCUCAGCUCCCCGAUAGCAUGGUGAUGCUCUUGCUCAACGCUGUCUACUUCCGAGGAUUUUGGAGGAACAAGUUUGAUGCCAGCCUGACAGGUCCAGAUAUGUUCCACCUUAAUGAUGAGUUCAUGGUCCCUGUGGAGAUGAUGAAAGCCCCGAAAUACUCCCUGAGUUGGUUUACACUGGACUCUCUGGAAAUGCAGGUGGCCAGGUUUCCCUUUAAGGGCAACAUGAGUUUUGUAGCCAUUGUCCCAAACCAGUUUGGGUGGAAUGUCUCGGAGGUGCUGGAGAACGUCAGCCAUGACAAGCUUCAUGGCCGCUUUCCCAAAGAGAAGCCCACCCUGGUGAAGAUGCCCAAAAUGCACGUAGAUUACAAGCUGGAGCUCAACGAAGUCCUCAGCCGACUAGGCCUCAAGGAGUUAUUUUCAGCCCCUGAUCUACGGAAGAUCACCAAUGAGCCUCUCCUGGUGUCGAGCAUCCAGCACCAGUCUACCUUGGAGCUGGCAGAGGAAGGGGUGGAGGCAUCAGCUGCCACCAGCAUUAUGCUGUCACGGUCACUGUCCACUUUUAGCCUUGACCGACCCUUUCUCUUCAUCAUCUUUGAGGAGACAACGGGCAUCCCCCUCUUUGUGGGCAAAAUCCAGAACCCCAACCCCAGCGCUGCCCAGCAGAGGAAAGAGCCGGAAGACGUGUCUGAUGUGAAAUCUGGCCUCAAAGACUCCCCCCCCAAAUAAGGGACUCCUGGGACUGCUGCCUCUUUGACCCUCUGUACUAGCCAAGGGAGGCCUCUCCUGCUGGGGCUUCCUCUAAGGGGCUUCUCUGCUCCGGUCCUCGGAGGCAGCCCCUCCCUGGUUUCUUAUAGACCCCUCUAGCAGUCCCCUGUGCCAGCCCUGAGAAGCUCAGUCUGCUUAGAUUCACUUUCCAGAGGCCUCAGCGCUGAAGGGAGGCUUCCUCCUGCCUGGACUCUCAUCAGACACUGAGCCUUUGCCUCAGAGGACCACUUACUUCGCAUCCCUGCGAGGAGGCCUCUCUGGGCCACCCUUACAGGGCUGACCCAGGGGACUUGCCUCUCCUUGCCUUACUUCUGCCCGAGUGCCUGCUGCUGCGUAGGCCUGCCCCUCGGCACUGCUCUCGAGCAGCAGCCCUGCUACCCGUGAGGUCUAGAAUCCUUCUGACAACCUGGACAACAGAGAGGUCAAGGCUGCCUCUCCCCGAGCCCCCCACAUCCUCCUCUCGGGGCAGUCAGUAACAUCUGCACUUGCUCAUCAGUCACAAGCGAGACAAACAGCAGCUACGUCAGAUGGGUUAGCAGCAGUCUUCUCCCUGGGAGUGAGUCACAGCCACGUCCCCGCCUGAGGUUUCUUUAAGCAACCCUGCCCUGGCCCUGUCGGAUGGGGCCUUGGUGUGGGAAGGCAAGCAGGCAGGUGACUUUCCUUCUGUCCUCGCCACCAGCCUUCUGUCUGAGAAAAUGCUUGUCUCUGGGGGACUUGGGCCACACUGGAUUUUUGAGGCAUCUUUUGUAAAGUGUUUUUUAGUAAUUUUAUGUUAGCAGACUAAUAAACAUGUGAAGCAGAAGUUGUCUGGCUGAGGUGUCACCCUGAGAGACCCAGCAGGUAGAGGAAAGGGGAAGGGGAGGACAGCAAACAAGCAGAGGACUGAAAACUGAAGGAAGAAGAGGACUGGCUGGGCUUGACUAAGGGGGUAAGGUUAUGAAGAGCGUAUGAGAACCGGCUGGACCCUUUCCCUUACCCAGGACACAACAUCAGAGCAACAGGCCAUGGAAUAAGGUUAAUGGCCAGUAAGUACAGAUGCGUCCUGCUCACCUGUGGGACACAGCUGCAGCACGUAGACAGUCUAGUGCUGUAGGUGGCCAGAGGGAGGGAGAGGCACCCCGAUGCCAAAGGGGCCAGUCAGCAUGAAACGAACACUGCAGAAGUCUGCAGCACACAGCUGACCAGGCGCGGUAGGGUGGGAAUUAGUACUGGCUAGUGGCGGGUUACUGAAUAUAAUGGGGCAAGGGGUAUAAUCUGGUGUGAUACAGCCUAUGUGCGAUUUAUCCACCAUAUAGGGUGCUUCUGGGCAUGCAGAAUGAUGCUACAUGCCCACGCUGCUUUUCAGGAGGAGGGUGUCUCUCCUCAUACUGAAUCACACUGCCUUGUGCCAGUCUGAGCACAGCCUACCCAGAACUUCACUUCUGUCUAAAGUUGGGGCGGCUCAU